GAGGAAAAUGGAAGCUUUAUUUUUGUGAACAAUAUGUACACAACCAACAUUCACCCCCUUAAGAUUAUGCGAAAAUCAAUCCUGUCAAGGAGUCAUAGACAAGUGCAGAACAAAGAUGCAAAAAUGCUUAAAAGAAUGGAGAGGUUGAGUCAAAAUGGCACUGGAUAGUAAGUGUAAUAAAAAUGCAGGAGAAACUGAAAUACUUAUGCAACAGAGCGAACAGGUCUUAGAUAAAAAUAUUCUAGCGACUGGUUAUCAGGCCGUUGAUCUCGAGAAUCCGUGCUAUUCUGAAGAGUAUUUCAGUGUUGUUAGUUUCAAGCUGUUCUUAGCAAAAUUCAAGGCCUUGAGACUACAAAAUAUUGACAAGUUGGUCAUAAACAAACAGCCAAAUGAAAGAAGAAAGAUCUAUGGAGAGUACUUUACGCCUAUGAAGCACCACUUGAAGUACUUAGACAUCAUUUCAGAAAAUAAGAAUGCCAAACUCGGGUGGAAUUUAGCUUUUAUUACUUUGAACGCAUACAGAAUCAAGACGCUAAAUGUUCAGAAUUUCAUAGUGUCAAUUAAGCAAUUUAACAGGAUUCUUCAGGCUUGCAGUUCAGCCAAACACCUCUCAUUUAGUAAUUGCAAGUUUAUAGGCAUGGAUGGCUCACAGUUGAGUUAUAAUGCAGGAAAUAACUCCAAGGGACAAUCCGUAGUCAGAAUGCUAAGUGUAACAAACUCCGAGCUCCAAGACUGAGAAGAGAUGUUUGAUUAUUUCAUGAAGAAAAUACAACUUGAAGAUGGAGUCAAAGUGAUAUACAACUCCAAUACUGCAUUAUUUAGUUAAUUCAAUCCAAUAAGCCAAUUCUGGG
This is a messenger RNA of Moneuplotes crassus, 851 nucleotides long. The record is from the annotation of a GenBank genome assembly. NCBI's taxonomy places the organism in Eukaryota, Ciliophora, Spirotrichea, Euplotida, Euplotidae.